GGCUGGUCAGUUCUUCUUGUGUUUGUGGUUGCGUGUGCGCGUCUCGUCGGUGCUUUGGAAACUUUACCAAGAUGCGGAUAAUAAUAUUGUGUGCGUCGUUAGUGGCGGUGAUAGCAGGCGAGGCUGACUGGCAUCCUAUUAUACCGGAUACGCCACUCGCUUAUUCAACUUAUUCAAAGUCACCUGAAAGAUCUUUGGACGCAAGUUCUCAAUUGAAGAUUGUUAAUCGAAGACCGCUCCAACCUAGACCCCCUUCGUUCACACCCAACAAGGCAUCGAAUCUAUAUAACCCAGCCCCUUCACCUGGAUCUGACUCCUGCAGUGUAUACAAAGUAUCUAUGAACCAGGAACUGUUCUACCAGUACGUGGAAUAUGAAACGACACUUCCAGAUCUUAAAGAGUUCACACUCUGUAUGUGGACCAAGUUCCAUAAUCACUCAGAAGACCACCCCCUAUUUUCAUACUCGGUCGGAGACAGUCCAAAGGAAAUUUCGGCAUGGAUAUCAAACACCAAAGAGGCGAGUUACUUCAGUAUGGCUGUGCACGGACAGACAUUUUUCAGACUCAACUAUCCGUUGAAACUUAAUACGUGGUACCACGCUUGCCAAUCGUGGAAUGGAAGAACAGGCGAGUGGCAGAUUUGGGUAAACGGUGAAAGAGUAGGAAGAGGUUUCCAUAAUAGGCUCGUUGGUCAUAUUAUAAAAGGCGGUGGAACUGCAAUCAGCGGUCAAGAACAAUCGCUUUUGUAUAAAAAGGACGAGGCACAGCCAAUCAUAAAACAAUCAGGUCUUAUCGGUGAAAUCACGAUGCUGCAAUUAUACCAUGUCGCUUUGACUGCCGGUAAAGCUCACAGGGACCACAAACAUCAUCACGUGCACCAUUUCAAACAUGACGGUACACCGUUCGAGACUUCUACAGAAGCUGUCACUGAACCACCACCGCCUCCAGCCACUCCUUUGGGCAACGGAAAUUAUUUAAUUGGAGGACAAUUACAGAGACCGGCUAAUCUUAACUUGGCGCGUCCUCAACAACAAAUGAUACCUGUCCAACUUUCUAACGGUCUUCAGCUCCAACAAGAAUACUCUAACGGACAACUCGGGAAUAGAAUUGUCUCGGAACAGUUUCUUAACAGUAUUCAGCCCAUUCAAAGUAAUCAGUUUAAUGGCAAUAUUCAAGGGGCUCACGUACCUCUAGUUGGUUUGUCGGUAUCCCCAGUUGACCAAAGUCAAAGAUAUACUUCUAGACCUUUAGGACCAAGCAAAGGUACUACUGUCGUUUUAUCAGGAUCACUUCUCAAUCCCGCUAAUGUACAAUAUAUAGACGAAACCGCCAAUUCGCACAAUUUGUUCAAAAGAGAUUCUCACAAACGAGACAAAAGAGAUAAUCCCGAAAAGGAAUUGGUUGAAGAAACUAGUACAGGCAAAAAAGACAAGCGAGGCCUUGUAGCAUUAUCCGAUGGAUCUAUUGUCGAUGAAGCUUUGCUCAGUCCAGAUGUACUCGAAGACAAAGAAGACGAGAUAUUGUUCCAACAGUCCCUACUCAAUGGUUUAGCUGGCGUUGUGGGCAAUCUACCAGUACAGAAUUUACAAAGGAAGAAUGUCGAUGAGAGAGAGCCAGCAGAGGCAGAAGUAAAAGCCGUGAUGCAAGUUUGCAGCGGAUGUACCUCUGAACCUUUCAAGAAAGCACUCGUUCUCUCGUGGAGAUCAACCCCGAAGAAACUUUACAGUGGAGCACACUACUAUAAAGGAUUACCCAUUUGUCGCGCAUUCUAAGUACACACUGAAGCUUAAGUUCGAAUUGUGAUGUGGAUAAAAAUUCUCAAAGAGGAUUUCAAGGUACAAAGCCGCCCGACCAUUUAAACAAAUUUCGUCUUCAGUACCGGUCUUGAUCUAUUUUAUUUUGUUGUAGACACCGUUACAAUAAAUACCGUCAACACGUAUUUAAAUUUUAAGCCAUAACUUAACCAAAUUAUGUUACCUUCGAAAGUACCAUUAGUAAUAAAUCUAGCUCAAGAUAAUUACUCCAUGUUAUUGUAUCAUGACGAUAGUUUUAAUUUUAGAUAUAUCUGUACUAUUAACCUAACUUGCUUAGAUUCUUAUAAUUUCCAAUCUAUCCGAUUAUUAUUUUAUAUAUUCUGUUUUGUUAAACCGGCGGAGAAAUAUUUUUGCAUGUACUUAAAACUUGCCAUCGCAAUUUAUUUAUUGUAGUCGUAAGAUAGUCUCGAUAACUACAUUUGUAAUUUGUUUAGUACUAGCUGUAGGAUUCUUACCAACCUGUUACCUUUUUUUUAAAUAUAUUUUUUAAAUAUCA
Vanessa atalanta (red admiral) is the source of this 2310-nucleotide messenger RNA. RefSeq lists its product as uncharacterized. The record is from RefSeq and is a predicted model, not a curated record. The transcript is spliced from 9 exons. Lineage: Eukaryota; Metazoa; Arthropoda; Insecta; Lepidoptera; Nymphalidae. The coding region runs from base 72 to 1772 and encodes 566 amino acids.